Molecule: messenger RNA, 580 nt
Organism: Salvia miltiorrhiza (redroot sage)
Lineage: Eukaryota; Viridiplantae; Streptophyta; Magnoliopsida; Lamiales; Lamiaceae
Product: auxin-induced protein 15A-like
Exons: 1
Coding region: 64-393 (109 amino acids)
Biological process (GO): response to auxin
Source: RefSeq, a predicted model, not a curated record
UCGCGUCUCAUUCACAUCAUCCAUAACUCGAAGAAGAAAAAAAAAUAAAAAUUAAAAAAAAAAAUGGGAAUCAAGCUGGCAGGAAUAGCUCAUGCAAAGAAGAAACUUUGCAGAACAAUCUCAUCAUCAUCAUCAUCAUUCAAGAAUGGAAGCUUCUUCUUCCAAAUCCAGCCAUGCAUCGACGUUCCAAAAGGGCAUUUCGCAGUGUACGUGGGCGAAUCACGGAGGCGAUUCGUCGUCCCAAUAUCCUACUUGAAUCAGCCAUUGUUUAAGGAGCUGUUGCAUUUGGCUGAGGAGGAGUUUGGAUAUGAUCAUCCCACGGGAGGCCUCGUGCUCCCAUGCACAGAGGAUUAUUUCCUAUCUCUUACAACAUUGUUCAGCUCUUCUUCUUGAUCAUCAUCAUCAUCAUAUCUUUGUUUUCUCAUAGAUUUUGUUAAGGAUUUUUUUUUCUUUGGCUUUGUUUUGGUAAUAACAGUGUAGUUAAUUUCUGAGUUCGGAUUAACAGCUAAAGAAAGCUGUUGUUGUAUAUAUAUUUUUUAUUUCAAAUUUUCUCUAUUGAUUUAGCUGAAAUUUGACUGCA